AUGCCACGAAACCCGAAAAAGAAAAUGUGCCAAACGUACAAAGUGAUUGUUGUUGGGGAUAGUGAUGUGGGCAAGUCGAGCUUACUGCGUCGGAUGACGAGUUUUGAGCCGCUAUCGCCCGCCGAUAGUGUUCCAAGCGACUACCUGUCCAAGAUGGCAAUCGUCGAGGGCGCUGCUGCUCCCAUGAAGGUGCAGCUGUGGGAUACUGCUGGCCAGGAGAAAUUCGGAGCAGCUCGACUGCCGAGUUCCUACUUCCGCCACACAAACGCUGCGAUCGUAGUCUACGAC
This is a messenger RNA of Phytophthora sojae, 288 nucleotides long. RefSeq lists its product as hypothetical. The transcript is spliced from 2 exons. The annotation marks the transcript as partial. The record is from RefSeq and is a predicted model, not a curated record. Lineage: Eukaryota; Oomycota; Peronosporomycetes; Peronosporales; Peronosporaceae. Gene Ontology annotation, molecular function: GTP binding.